AUGGCAGCCUCUAGAGAAUUUAUCAUAUGUUGCCUCUUAACACUUCUCUUGUGUACUUUCUUCAUGAGAAUCGAGUCUGGUGCUUCGGACAUGAGCAGAGGAGGAUGCGGCGGCGGCCAUGACAGUAUUCUUGAUGAUAAUGAGCAGUGUGUAGAGAAGGUCAAAGAUGACGACGAUGAUGAUGUGGAUGACGUUUUCAAAGUGAUUAACAAGAUGAGGAUAUAUGCUUGA
Eruca vesicaria subsp. sativa (arugula) is the source of this 231-nucleotide messenger RNA. Lineage: Eukaryota; Viridiplantae; Streptophyta; Magnoliopsida; Brassicales; Brassicaceae. The record is from the annotation of a GenBank genome assembly.